Molecule: messenger RNA, 1646 nt
Organism: Chinchilla lanigera (long-tailed chinchilla)
Lineage: Eukaryota; Metazoa; Chordata; Mammalia; Rodentia; Chinchillidae
Product: KIAA1191 ortholog
Exons: 9
Coding region: 369-1286 (305 amino acids)
Cellular component (GO): cytoplasm
Source: RefSeq, a predicted model, not a curated record
GGAGACUAACACCAAGGGCGCCGCCUGGCUUGGCAGCUAGUGUUCCCCGGAACGUGGUGGGGACUGCUAGUGUUGCCGCCGCUGUGUCACGAUGGCUUGGGUCUGGACUGUGUCCCAACCUCUCGGGAGACGUGGGUCGUCGGAGCCUCUUUAGUGGCGGAGUUUGGGCCGCAGGCAUCUUGGCGGCUGCGGGAGAACAGAACCUCUGGAUGGAUUCUUCCGGGAAAGCUUUGCUCAUUUGCAGCAGCUGGACAAUGUUCCUCAUUAACAUCUGUCUGUCAGCAUAGUUGUGACAUCAUUUCACUGUGGUGACAGGGACUCAUCUCCGAAUUCUUUGUAGAAAAAGCACCUUGGAUCCCAGGUUUUCAAUGGCUUCAAGACAACCAGAAGUGCCUGCUCUUGGGCCCAGUGGGCCUCUAGGCAAGAUGUCCCUGCCCAUCGGGAUGUGCCGCCGGGCAUUCAGCUACGAUGAUGCCCUGCAGGACCCUGCGCCCAUGACUCCUCCUCCCUCGGACAUGGGCAGCAUCCCCUGGAAGCCUGUGAUUCCAGAGCGCAAGUAUCAGCACCUUGCUAAGGCGGAGGAAGAAGAGGCCAGUGUACCCCCAAGUGCCAUGACCCUGGCCACGGCCACUGACAGCGCGGACAAGGUCCCGGUGGUGAAGGCCAAAGCUACCCAUGUCAUCAUGAGUUCUCUGAUCACAAAACAGACCCAGGAGAGCAUUCACCGUUUCGAGCAGCAGGCAGGGCUGAGAGAUGCUGGCUACACACCGCACAAGGGCCUCACCACCGAGGAGACCAAGUACCUUCGAGUGGCAGAAGCACUCCACAAAUUAAAGCUGCAGAGUGGAGAGAUGACAAAAGAAGAGAAGCAGCCUGCGUCAGGCCAGUCCAGCCCAAGCAGCAGCCCUCACUCUUCCCCGAAGCAGAAGUCCAGAGGCUGGUUCACUUCUGGUUCCUCCACAGCCUUAACUGGCUCAAAUCCUAGCACCAUGGAUCCUGGAAGUGGGGACAAGGACAGAACCUCCUUAGAGAAAUGGAAUGUGUUCGGACCAAGACCCCUCCAGAAGUCUGAUUCUGGAGGUUUUGCUGUCCAGGCCUACAAAGGAGCCCAGAAGCCCUCCCCCAUGGAGCUGAUCCGGGCCCAGGCCGCCCGAAUGGCUGAAGAUCCAGCAGCCUUCAAGCCACCCAAGAUGGAUAUCCCCAUGACAGAAACGAGGAAACCACCACCGCGGACCCAUAAUCUCAAACCGCGUGACUUGAAUGUGCUCACACCCACUGGGUUCUAGGGUGUUUUCUGUCCCAGGAACUCUGGGUAGAGGGUUUCUUGUGUCCCACUUCCCUUGGCUCUGACAUAGGAUUUUUUUUUUUUUUUAAGGAAUGGUGUAUUUUCAAACCUCUUAAACAGAGGCUACUGCUGGAGACACAAUUAAUUUUUGAGAAACAGUGCAAAGCCUGUACUUGUGUGGAAGCACUGCUUUAGACUAAAAAAAUCUGAGCAGUGAUUUGGGGGGACCUCGUUACCUAUUUUGUAUUGUUUAUCCUAGACAACUUCGAUCAUUGCUUACUAGGUAAAUAAUGUUUAUGCUGUUCCAAAACUGAGACUCCUUGAUUGUUUCAUCACAAUGAACACAAACAGUGACAAAUUA